Molecule: messenger RNA, 4793 nt
Organism: Drosophila santomea
Lineage: Eukaryota; Metazoa; Arthropoda; Insecta; Diptera; Drosophilidae
Gene: onecut
Product: homeobox protein onecut
Exons: 6
Coding region: 500-3760 (1086 amino acids)
Biological process (GO): regulation of transcription by RNA polymerase II
Cellular component (GO): nucleus
Molecular function (GO): DNA-binding transcription factor activity, RNA polymerase II-specific; RNA polymerase II cis-regulatory region sequence-specific DNA binding
Source: RefSeq, a predicted model, not a curated record
UCGGAAAAACCACCCACAUGUGUGUACAUGUGUGUAUAACCGUGCAUGCGUAGAGAAUUUUCUAGCCGAAGGUUUCAGUUGUGAAAACAGACAAGGCGCUGUGACGGAUCCUCUAGACAGAUUCGUAAAUACAUUAAGUGGACGCCACAUCUGUUUCGAAUUAGAACUUGGAUUAGAAAUCAGUCAAGAAACCGAACGAAAUUACCAUCAAAAAUCUUUAUUCUGAUUUGUGUAAUAACUAAUGGUAUUCAUAAAUUUGGUUUGAAAUGCGCAAAGUAAGACGGAUCCGCCUUUAUAAAGAUCUAGUUUUAAAGUUAUUUAGCUUUUAGGUAAGGCAACCGGUAGUAGCAGCUUAAUUAUAGAAAUCAACAUUUAAGCCAAUUUGUCCCUACCGAAAAAUUGGAAAAAUAUUAGAAAGUGCAAGCCACCCCCCACCCUUUGCCCUCUGCGUAUGUAUGCACUUGAAUGGUACCGUAACUCAAGCGUCAUCUUGUAAGGAAUGGAUUCCUUAAAUGAGAUAAUUGACCACCAAACAUUUAGCCAGGAGUUAGUUGAAGAUGCAUCGGAGUUCAUCACUGUGGGUCAACAUUCGGAGCGCACGUCGCAGUCACGUGAGCAGCAUAUUUCUGAGAAGGAUCUGACUAUGUCUAUGCAAGACAUGAUUUCCUGUCCCAGAACAGACGCUUUGAGUGGAGGGGUGAAACACCGCCACGACUCUGCAUCUGGGUCGGGAUCUGCAUCGGGACCCAAUUCCGUUGUCAUGGUUAUAGACUCACUGGGACAAGAUAACAGGCAACCAUCAUAUCAAAUUGUGCCUCAGCAAUUGCAGCAAAGAACAAUGUCAAUGCCAUUCGGACUACUCCAGCAGGAUAGGCAUCAUUUGCAGCAUGAGCGUGAUGUGAAUACCAGCCCAGUGGACUUUGUAUCACCCGACAUUAAUUUGGAUGGGCUGACCGUAGACGCCAUCUCCCAGACGGUGCACUCCCAAGAAAUGGCGAUAAAGCAGGAGCAAAAGCUUCUUAUUGUGCAAUCCAAGAGUCAGGAUCAAAGCCACAGGCGCAUUCGAAUGCUUGUAGACGUUUCGAGUGUAAAUGCAGGCCUUGGUGUGGAUGAUAUAGAUGAGAUUUCCUCCGAUAACGUUGGCUGCGACGACGAAGGAGUUACGCUGAGCCAGCACCACCAGCAUAUUUUGGAACAGGAGGAACAAUUUGGCAUGACAAGCCACCAUCCGCAUCACCAACAUCAUACUCAGGUCCUCCAUAGUUUGCACCAAAGAUCAACUCAUUCGGAAAUGGGACUGGAGAGUGCACAUGGGGAAGUUCUAUCGGUUAUCGUCCAUUCACAAGACAGCGACAAGGAGGACGGCGAGGAAAAUGGUGAUGGGGAUGCAGAAGGAGAUGCAGAUAAUGAAGACGAUGAUGAACGCGACUCGCGGAGUCGUGAGCAGUUGCUUAGUCACAGCUCGUAUCAGACGCUGACCUCGGUAAAUGAUCGCUUAUCUUCGCCUGGGUUUAGUCAAACCUCUUAUGCUACACUCACCCCCAUUCAACCUCUUCCGCCUAUAUCAACGAUGUCCGAGAAGUUCGCGUACUCUGGCCACAUCUCGGGAGGAGACAGUGGCGACACGGAUGUCAAUGGAGAUGAUGGAGGUAGAGGAGUCACUGAGGUUGGUGAGGUCAUUACCCAAUCCAGCGAGGCUGCAGGGACUGUUUCAAUAUCUAGUCGCAAUGCUACCUCCUCUGUAUGCUCCAACAAUGAUUGCAGUUCUUUUUCUGCCCUCACCAUGCCCAUGGGAAGUGGCCACUUGAGUCUGGGUGUUUUAAGUGGCGUCCAGUCACCAUUUUCCCCAUACGAAAAGCUAUCAUCGUUGAUUUCCUCUCCGCCUAAUAACUACCUGGUCUCGUGCGAUCUACAUGCUUCAGUUCCUGGACGCGUUAUGUCAUCGCACUUGCAGCUAAGUCACAACGGGAAAAAGGAGUCUGGAAUGACUCACGAACACACACAUGGUCCUGCUGAUAUCAAUGGUGGGAAGUUCUCCUAUACUGAUCACAUAUCCGGAGGUGAAAGCGGAGAUACUGAUGUUAACGGUGAGAAGUUCUCUUUCUCUGACCAUAUCUCCGGGGAUAGCGGAGAUGAAGAUGUCAAUAGGGAAAAGUUUAUAUAUUCAGACCACAUAUCUGAAGGAAAUAACGGCCCCGACGUCAAUGGCGGAACGAAUUGGCUCCAGGUACACUCUGAGAGGGAAGUGCGUCUCCAUAUGCCUGUGCCGGCUGAGCUGGAAGCGAGGUUUCACAUUUCGUCAGAGCGAAGGACUCGACUCAAUGUUCCACCUGCGCGUGGAUCCUUAAACCGACAUCAUGCUCCGAACGCUCCUGUCUGCCCCGCGAAUUGGAAGGCGGAUGAUUGGAAACACAGCAACGCUGGAAUUGUUAGUUUGACCGCCGAUAUUCCCGUGGUUGUGUCCCUUACUCCAACACCGCCUCCGAUAACAGACGACUCGGUGAGCGAAAUUAAACUAAACGAGCGAUUAUCACCAGGACACAGACAACAGUACUUCCUGGACAAAAGCCAAGAACCCAGUUCCGUAAUAGUAGAACAGUGCAGUCCGGGCAUUCAUGGCACCCCGCACUCGGCGGGUGCCAUUCACCAGCAGUCUCAAUCAGGUCUCGGAAACGAGUUUCAAGGCAGCAGCCAGCAGGCCAAAGUUUCAGCAUGUGCCUCACCAAAGGCGACAGUUUCCUCUGGAGGAGGAGGUUCCAGCCGCAAUGCAAAUGCCAGUGACAUGGAGGAGAUCAACACUAAGGAUCUGGCACAGCGCAUCUCAGCCGAGCUCAAGCGAUACAGCAUUCCACAGGCGAUAUUCGCACAACGGGUACUCUGCCGAUCGCAAGGCACCUUGUCCGAUCUUCUGCGCAACCCAAAGCCGUGGUCUAAGCUGAAGUCCGGUCGAGAGACGUUUCGCAGAAUGUUCAAAUGGCUCCAGGAGCCCGAGUUUCAGCGCAUGUCUGCUCUGCGGAUGGCCGCUGCUCAAAUUCCUCAGCGAGCUCCUUUGAGCUCUGCAGUGACACUUGGGUCAGCAACAGGUUCAAACAGCUCCACCGGAACCAUGCCAACGGAAGUUGAGUCCCAUGGCGGCCCUACGAUGAACUCAAAUGUUCUCACCAACGAAUCGGCUUCCUCGCCCGCAUCUACACCUGUCACAAGCGUUUUGGUUGGCAGCGUCGUAAGCUGUCGUCGAAAGGAAGAGCCGCAGAUGGAACAAAUGCCUCAGCCGAAAAAGCCGCGAUUGGUCUUCACCGACCUACAGCGACGAACAUUACAAGCUAUUUUCAAAGAAACUAAAAGACCUUCAAAGGAGAUGCAAGUGACCAUUGCAAGACAGCUGGGGCUAGAGCCUACUACAGUGGGAAAUUUUUUUAUGAACGCCCGAAGAAGGUCAAUGGAUAAGUGGCGGGAUGAUGAAUCGAAAAGCACUAUGCAUAUGGUACAUAACCGACAGCAACCACAAGACGGACAGGAGAAAGAUAAUGGCCACACUCAUACACAAUCGCAAAAUGGUCAUAAUCACACUCAAAAUCAUACCAUCAAUAAUAGCAUGACGCAUGACCACUACUCAAAUCUCCACACAACAGCUAUGUCGCCUCUUGGAGCUUUUGAUGAAGAGGCUGAUAUGGACUUGGAACUGGAAAGUCACGACUUUGAUUUAGUGGACGCCGAUGACCAUGGGGAGGCCAAUGAUCCAAAUGGCGACAUGUUGUGACAGCAUAGCCAAAGCACACGUCGAACGAUCAACAAGCCCAAAGUAUUAGCUCCGAAGUCUUCGACUCACUACUUCAACAGUACCCGCAUUCAGUCUCGUACGCACAUGGUUUCUCCAAGAAGAGCUAUGGAUGUCAAUAUGGGUCGCAUUGUCAGAAAGGAAAACGAAGGUAUUAGCAACGGGAGCUAUGACGAUAACCGGGGUGAGGUCGCGUCGGACCAUUUGCUUGAUGCCGGACAUGUUCCAGAUGAAAAGAUUACAAUAAAGCAAAGCUUUCGCCAAGAAGUACUCGAUAAGGAGGCCCAUAUCUUCAUUGAUGAUAUAGCUAUUCCAAAUUGCUUGGAUGAUCUGAAGGUAAUGAUUGUCUGUUAAGGGCAGCCGUACAAUCUUCAUACUUGCGAUCUCAUUGCAUACUGAAACUUUAGUUGUCCAAAAGAUUUAGCAAGAUUUUCUUUUAUACGACAAAAGUUUAUUUUAAACUCAUAUAUUUUUAAAGCAGUAAAUAUAUCAAAUUUCACUCAAUUCUAAAUUAUGAAUUGAGAUUUUAUUUGUAAAAUGUUUGGAUCUGAUUAACUGCUUCUCUGUUUAUGAAUUUUUUGAUUUUCAAGAAGUAAGGCUAAGAAGGAAAACUUCCGUAGAUAAGAAUAUAUUAUGCUCUAAAGAGGAAGAAUAGUUUCAUUUUUAGAUGUAUGCAAUAAAGUACCUACAUACCAAUACUCGUCUAGCUAUAUCGUCUGUAUGAAAGUCAAGUCUCCUGAACUAUAACAGCUAGUAAGAUGAGAUUAGGGAAGCAGAUUUUAGUGAUACCUACGCAGUGCCCAUAUACACAGUAAAAACCUCACCCUCACACCUUUUAAAUAAUGUUUUGGUUUUUUAAUAAGGUGUAUUUAUCUUGCCAAUACCUACCGAUAUGCUAAUAACAUUGUGCUUACUCCCACUUUAAAGCGGAAAAACAAUUGAGCGAAUAACUAAAAAGUUAUGACCAAUUAGGUAACCGCCACUACGCGGUGCUUACUCUCGAAAAGAGUCUUUU